GAUUGAUUCAAACCAGAGGACACAAAAACAUGGCUCUCCCUCUAUUCCCACUUUUCUCCCGGAGACAGUUAACUUGAUUCGCUCUCUCCUCUUUGCCUAAUUGCAAAACGACAAACACGGUAGAGAGAGAGCGAGAGCGAGAGCGAUUUGCUACUUAGAUAGAGAGAGAGUGAGUGAAUCGCUAAGAGAAGAGAUGACACCUAGCGGAGGAGGAGGAGUGGAAGAACCGGCGACGGCGUCAGAUGCGGAGGGUUCGGCGUUAGUAAUAAUCGGUGUGAAGCCCGACGAAUGGAGCCGAGAGGUGCUAACGUGGUCUUUAGUGAAUGUAGCUCGUCCCGGAGAUCGAAUCGUUGCUCUUCACGUUCUCGACUACUCUCUCGAAGGCUCAACGUCGCUUGUUUCGCUGGUGAGGACUUUCGACACUAUGCUUGGUGUCUAUGAAAGCUUCUGCAACUUAAAACAGGUUGAUUUAAAGUUGAAGGUUUUCAGAGGGAAGUCAGCUAGGAAAGUUCUUGUUCAGGAAGUGAAAUCCUCCGGAGCUACGAGUUUAAUCGUUGGUUCUUCUAAGAGACAUCACACCAUCCGUUCUUCAGCUUCCUUAGCUAAGUACUGUGCGAGGAAUCUUCCCAAGGAUGUCUCUGUUUUCGCUGUUAAGAGUGGCAAGAUUAUGUUCCGGAGGGUGCCUAGUAACAACGAUGGACCACACAUGGUUGUUUCCUGUGGAUCACCCAACAUUGCUAUUGAAGCGGCAAAGAUUGGGAAUAGCUUUAGCCCUGCAAGAUCGAGCUCACGCUGGACUACUAGACCGAGUCGCACUUCAUCUUUACAGUCUACUGAAAGCUCAGGUGUAGACAAUUCGUUGGCUUUAGUGCCAGUACAAACGAACGAGACUGAUUCAGGACAAGGUUGGCAUUUCUUCCGGGGGCUUUACGGUAAACGAAGUAGCUGGACCAAAGUCUCUGCUAAGAGGGCUGUUCUUCAGUGGGUUUCGAGGCUAAGGGGUCGAAACUCAGAAGCUGUAGCUUAUCUGGACAGGAAACGGAGUGAUUCUGGUUGUGAUGAAGAUUGCUCUUCUAGCGUCGACGGUGAAGAUGUCUCCGUUUCACGGUCUGGUUCUGAGCAUAUGCUGUCUCCUCUUUCUCCCUGCCUUGGAUCAGACAACGUUCCGGAGGAGCUGGAGGGUCUACAUGAAAAAUACUCCUCCACGUGUAGAUUAUUCACACACGAGGAAGUUGUGUCAAUUACCUCAAACUUUGCAUCCGAUAACUUGAUUGGAGAAGGUGGUAAUAGUUAUGUUUAUAGAGGAGACCUAUCAGAUGGGAGGGAACUGGCUGUCAAAGUAUUGAAGCCUUGUCUGGAUGUGUUGAAAGAGUUUAUACUGGAAAUUGAAGUCGUUACAAGUGUGCAUCACAAGAAUAUAGUGUCACUCUUUGGUUUCUGUUUUGAGAACAAUAAUUUGAUGCUGGUGUACGACUAUGUACCACGAGGAAGCCUUGAAGAAAACCUGCAUGGUAAUAGAAAGGUUGCCGCCACCUUUGGCUGGCUGGAGAGAUAUAAAGUGGCAGUGGGUGUUGCAGAGGCGUUAGACUAUCUACAUAAUACUCAUGAUCCAGAAGUGAUUCACCGGGAUGUCAAAUCUUCUAAUAUUCUUCUGGCAGAUGAUUUUGAGCCACAGCUCUCAGAUUUCGGAUUUGCCAGCCUGGCUUCAAGUGCUGCACAGCAUGUGUCAUGUGGGGGUAUUACGGGAACAUUUGGUUACCUAGCACCAGAAUACUUCAUGCACGGUAAAGUAACCGACAAGAUUGAUGUCUAUGCGUUUGGUGUUGUAUUGCUCGAGCUCAUAUCGGGUAGAAAACCAAUUUGCGUUGACCAAUCUAAAGGCCAGGAGAGCCUUGUCAUGUGGGCAAAUCCAAUCCUAGAGAGUGGAAAAUUUGCUCAGUUACUGGAUCCAAGUCUAGAAGCUGAUGAUAGCAGUAACGAUCUAAUCGAGAAGCUAUUGUUAGCUGCCACACUAUGCAUUAAACGCGCACCUCAUGACCGUCCACAAAUUGGCCUCGUGGUAAAGAUAUUACAAGGCGAUGAAGAUGCAACGGAAUGGGGAAAGCAACAAGUAAAAGCCUCAGAAGAUGCAACGGCGUACUUGACAAACAUAGAAUCACACAUAAACCUUGCACUGCUUGAUUUGGAAGAUGAUGCAGCUUCGGAUAGUAGCCCUGAAGCUAGUAGUAUCUCCGUUGAGGACUACUUGAAAGGGAGAUGGAGCCGCACUGCUAGCUUCAGCUUCAACUAAUAAUAAUAGUUUAAUAACUAGAUUUUAGCUGUUUUGACGAUGCAAGUUGUGUGUAAAUUUGUAAUGGAUUUUUCUAAGGUUUUCAAGAAUGCGUCAGUUUAGAAAGAGUGAA
Molecule: messenger RNA, 2402 nt
Organism: Brassica oleracea var. oleracea
Lineage: Eukaryota; Viridiplantae; Streptophyta; Magnoliopsida; Brassicales; Brassicaceae
Product: probable receptor-like protein kinase At5g15080
Exons: 10
Coding region: 194-2290 (698 amino acids)
Biological process (GO): protein phosphorylation
Molecular function (GO): ATP binding; protein kinase activity
Source: RefSeq, a predicted model, not a curated record